CAGAGCGAAUCUGAGCCAUGAAGCAGCAGGAUAGCUGAGAAUUCCCCCUUUUUAAAGCCAUUCCUGGCCAAACAUCGGAAACCAAGUCUCUCCGAAAGAUGACAAGGUAGAAGUCCUUUCUCACCCUAGCUUCCUGGUGUAAAAAAAAAGAGGUGCGCGUCUUGUGCUUCUGCUGACAGUGUUGUGCAUCUUACCAGAAGAAUUAUGGCUCCCAUAGCAACAACGAUGAUUUCCCAACCAACGAAUUUUGGUACGAACAGAAAGAGGCAAGAUUUCAAUUGCAAUGCCAACUCCUUGUUGUCUCAGUAUGCACCGACUGCCCUAUUCCCUUAUUUACCCUUGGAACAAACUCCCGACUUCCAGAAACUUCUAUCACCACCCUGGAAUCCCUUUACAAACAAUCGUUUCCAGUACAGCCCUUAUAACUCCUAUUCUAACAACAACAGCGUGCAGGAUUCUGUAGCAGAUAUCAGCGAACAACUUGCAGACUUGAGCAUUUUGGACAGAAGACCUUUAAAAAGACCUCCGCCAUCUUACCUGUGCCAUCUAUGUUUCCAAAAGGGACACUACAUCAAAGAUUGUCCUAAGGCCCGACCAAAAGAAGAAGGUAAAACUCCAUACCAAGGAAGAAAACGAUGUUUUGGAGAAUAUAAAUGUCCGAAAUGUAAAAGAAAGUGGAUGUCAGGAAAUUCCUGGUCAAACAUGGGACAAGAAUGUAUAAAAUGUCAUAUAAACGUAUACCCUCAUAAGCAAAGGCCACUGGAAAAACCUGACGGACUCGACGUUUCUGAUCAAUCGAAGGUACAUCCUCAGCAUCUUUGUCAAAAGUGCAAAGAAUUAGGUUAUUACUGCAGGAAGGUACAAUGAUGAACGAAAUUCUGAAAGUUCCAUUCAUUCAUUAAGUAUUAUAAUCUAUUAUUUUUUAUUUAUUCAUGUUUCACGCCAAAGUACUUAAUUAUUUUUAUAUUUUGUUGGUAUUUUAUAUAUAUUUUAUGUUGUGAAUGUUCUGUUGCAACCUAGAUAUAUUGUUUAAUUACGUGUCAUAUUUUUUUAAUUUAUAAUUUUCCUCUUUUUUUUAUAAAUAUGAGAAUUUUCAGAGAUUUAUAUAUUUUCAGCCGAAGUUUAAGAUAGGUUAUAGAUGUUGUACAAGAUGUAUAUAUUAGCUACAGAAAUAUUACGCUAUUUGUUAUAAUUUUUUUCCUCAAAAAAUCCUGUUAUGUUAUAAAUAUAUACGUAUUCGAUGAUGUAACUAUAAUAAUAAAUGAAUACAGAUGUU
Molecule: messenger RNA, 1276 nt
Organism: Harmonia axyridis
Lineage: Eukaryota; Metazoa; Arthropoda; Insecta; Coleoptera; Coccinellidae
Product: zinc finger CCHC domain-containing protein 24-like
Exons: 5
Coding region: 205-867 (220 amino acids)
Molecular function (GO): nucleic acid binding; zinc ion binding
Source: RefSeq, a predicted model, not a curated record